AUGAAUGUGCCAGCUGACGAGCCAGGCAACCCGGCCCAUGCCACCUUUGAGAGGUUCCUGCAUGCUGGGGAGUGCCAGGAGGUGCUGGGCUGCUUUACGAAGCUAUGCCAGCAGCUGGGGCUGCAGGGCAGUGGGCUGCAGCUCUACCACGGCCUCAAGGCUGCCCUCAACUACUGGAAUGCCAAGGCCCUGUGGAGCAAGCUGGAUAAGAAAGCUGAUCACAAGGACUAUGACCAGGGCACAGCCUGUGCCAACACCAAGUGCCUGGUGGUGGGGGCUGGUCCCUGCGGGCUGCGGGUGGCCAUCGAGCUGGCACUGUUGGGUGCCCGCGUGGUGCUGCUGGAGAAGCGCAGCUCCUUCUCCCGCAACAAUGUCCUGCACCUCUGGCCCUUCACCAUCCACGACCUGCGGGCACUGGGCGCCAAGAAGUUCUAUGGACGCUUCUGCACUGGCACACUGGACCACAUCAGUAUCCGGCAGCUCCAGCUGAUCCUAUUGAAAGUGGCUCUGCUGCUGGGCGUGGAGGUGCACAUCAAUGUGAGGUUCAGUGGCCUCGUGCCCCCCUCAGGCACGGUGGGCGGCUGGAGGGCUGUGCUGCAGCCCAGCUCCUCUUCCCUCAGCCACUAUGAGUUCGAUGUCCUCAUCUCAGCUGGCGGUGGCAAAUUUGUCCCUGAAGGGUUCAAGAGGAAGGAGACGAGGGGCAAGCUGGCCAUUGGCAUCACCACCAACUUCAUCAACCACCACAGCCGGGCUGAGGUGGAGGUGGCUGAGAUCAGUGGCGUGGCCAGAAUCUACAACCAGAGCUUCUUCCAAAACCUCUACAACAGAACAGGCAUUGACCUGGAAAACAUCGUCUACUACAAGGAUGACACUCACUACUUCGUCAUGACGGCCAAGAAGCAGAGCCUCCUUAAGAAGGGCGUCAUCCUCCAGGAUAAAGUGGACAUUGAGAGCCUUCUUGCCCCUGAGAACGUCAACCAUGAUGCCCUCCUCAGCUAUGCCAAAGAAGCUGCCAACUUCGCCACCAACUACUGCCUGCCCAUGCUGGAGUUUGCCCUCAACCACCGGGCGCUGCCAGACGUCGACAUGUUUGACUUCACCUGCAUGAUGCGCUCGGAGAAUGCGGCACUGGUGCGGGAGCACAACGGAGCCCGUCUGCUCCUUGGGCUGGUGGGCGACUGCUUGGUGGAGCCCUUCUGGCCACUGGGCACUGGUGUGGCCAGGGGCUUCCUUGCUGCCUUCGAUGCGGCGUGGAUGGUGCGGCGCUGGGCAGCUGGGACACCCCCCCUGGAGGUGCUGGCUGAGAGGGAGAGCAUCUAUCAGCACCUCUCGCAGACCUCCCCAGACAACACCAACAAGAACAUCAGCCAGUACAGCAUUGACCCGGCCACACGCUACCCCAACAUCAACCUGCAGGCCAUCAAAGCCAGCCAGGUCCGGGACCUCUACCUUGUGGGCAUGGUGGAGGUGGACCACAAGAGGAAAAGUGACAACCAGCUCACCACUGUGGUCUCUGGAGAUGCCUAUGAAGAGCUGCUGAGCUGGUGCCAGGCCAGCACAGCCGGGUACCGUGGUGUGGCUGUCACCAACUUCACCACCUCCUGGACCAGUGGCUUGGCCCUCUGUGCCCUCAUCCAUCACUUCCACCCCAACCUGGUGGACUUUGACUCUAUAGACCCCCGGGAUCCCAUCCAGAUCCACCAGAUGAUGCUGGACAAGGCAGAGCAGGAGCUGGGCAUCCAGCCUGUCCUCUCCAGCACAGAGAUGGCUGCCAUGGCAGAGCCCAACCGCCUGGGGCUCAUCACCUACCUCAGCCAGUUUUAUGAAGCUUUCAAGACCUCUUCAGGUGAGGAGGUCAGUCAGAAGCCACUGACUCCCCGUGGCACACGAGGGGCCAUCCUCUUCCUCAGCAAGCUCCAGAAGAGCCGGAACCUGACACACAAACGUACACAGGACAAUGCCCAGAAGGAUGGUGAGACCAAGAGGAUCUGCAGGGACACCAAGGUGGAUGUGGGGCUGGAUGGAGACACUCCAGAUGCUGCCCACAAGCUGCUGCAACCCACCAUGAUGCACCCAGGGCAGCCGCCAGCCCACAGGCACAGCAGUGACGCCUGCUGCUUCUGCGGCCUCCACGUCUACAUCCUGGAGCGAGCCAGUGCCGAGGGACACUUCUUCCACCGCGGCUGCUUCCAGUGCCAGUGCUGCAGAGCCACCCUGCGUGUGGGCGACUACAGCUUCGACGAGCAGCACGGUCAUUUUUACUGCUCGCUUCACUACCCCACUCCACCCAGCAUGGACCUGCCCCACGAUGAGCCCCUGGUGCUGCCCAGUGGGGAUGCCACUGCCACUGACCUGCCCUUGGAUGCUGGGAGCCCAUGUGUGUCCCCCAAGGAGGGGAUACCCAGUCCCGUGCAGCCCAUGACAGCAGACCCACAGCUGGGGAGAGAGCCUGGAACAGCAGAAGAUGCAGAGGAUGCUGGUGACAUGAAGGAGCAAGAACUGCUGGCACAGCCCAGGGGAGACACAAGGGAGAAGGAGGAUCUCAGAUUGGAGCCCCAAGGGGUGGUGGAGGAGCCUGAGGAGAGUGGAGGCAGGAGGAAGAUAGUCCUCACACCACUGGAGAAAUUCAAGCUGUCCACACUGAACCUCACCAGUGAAGCAGAGCCUGAGCCACCACUGAAGCCAGCUCGUCUGCGGCUCCAAGCACUGCCUGAGGCUGUCCCUGUCCUGUGCAGGGGACAAGAUGCCUGGGGGGAGGAGGAGGACAUAGCCGUGGAAGGAGCUUUGGAGGAGAGUGACAGUGAGGAAGAGGAGGAGGACACAGUCCUUGGCACCGAGGUGCCUGGCACAGGGAUUGACCUUGUGUCUGUGCCUCAGUUUCUGAACCUUGGGCCAGAGGGGAAGCCAACCAUGCCGGAGUGCACCCUCACCUGCCGGGCCCGGGAUGCCCAGACCAAGCGCUUCCGCCAAGCCCAGGCCAUCCAAAGGCGGCUGGAAGAGAUCGAGGUGACAUUUCGGGAGCUGGAGCAACAGGGCAUCAAGCUAGAGAAGUUACUCCGGGAUGAGGGAGGCACCCCGGAAAAGCAGAAGACACAGUGGAUGAACCAACUGCUGUACCUGGUCCAGAAGAAGAACAACCUGCUGUCUGAGGAGUCGGACCUUAUGAUUGUGGUGCAGGAGCUGAAGUUGGAGGAGGAGCAGUGGCAGCUUGACCAGAAGCUCCGGUAUUAUGAGAGCAAGGAGGAAUCCCUGAAGACAUCCGAGGAUCGCAUGGCUGCUCAGGAGACCCUGGCACAGCUGCUGGAGGUGGUGAGGAAGCGUGACGCCCUCAUCCUCAGGCAGGAAGAGAAGCGGCUCAGCGAGCUGCAGGCCUGA
Indicator indicator is the source of this 3375-nucleotide messenger RNA. It is a transcript of the gene MICAL1, whose product is annotated as microtubule associated monooxygenase, calponin and LIM domain containing 1. The coding region runs from base 1 to 3375 and encodes 1124 amino acids. The record is from RefSeq and is a predicted model, not a curated record. The transcript is spliced from 25 exons. Gene Ontology annotation, molecular function: protein binding; FAD binding. Lineage: Eukaryota; Metazoa; Chordata; Aves; Piciformes; Indicatoridae.